Panicum virgatum (switchgrass) is the source of this 1373-nucleotide messenger RNA. RefSeq lists its product as uncharacterized. The transcript has 2 exons. The record is from RefSeq and is a predicted model, not a curated record. Lineage: Eukaryota; Viridiplantae; Streptophyta; Magnoliopsida; Poales; Poaceae. The coding region runs from base 357 to 1373 and encodes 338 amino acids.
UUCUUCAGUCAUGUUCAUCUUUACUGACAAAGCAUGGGAGAUCAAUCUUUUAUGCCAGCGGCUCAGGACUCUUUUAUUUCAUUCUGCUUUAACUUGUUUUGUUUUGGCAUGCAAUUUGACUUGCAAAUUAAGAAGUCAUGCAGCUGGAGUCAGAUAGAUAUGCAUCAGACAGCAGCUAUUUAGCUCGCAGGUGUCUGCAGGCGUCUGCAAGCCUGCUUCAUUUUGGCCGCAAAAUCCGGCAGGAGGUCGCAGGUUGCCGACAUGCAUUGGCAGGCUCCUGCAGAGUGAUUAGUUAGUGCUGGCAGGUGAUACGGGAGGCCCUGCAGGCGUCUGCAGACAGGCCCGCCUGCAUCUUGAUGCUCUGGUGGGAGGAGUCGCAGCUGCGUGUCCUCGUCCUCACCAGCCUGCUCAUCCAAUUCCUCUUGUUUUUCUUUCUCCUUCUCCGUAGGCAGGCCCUUCCUGGUUGGUUCAGAUUCAUAAUGUGGCUAGCAUACCAUGGCGGUGAUGUUGUGGCGAUAUAUGCGCUCGCCACGCUCUUCAACCGCCAUAAGGACCAAGGUGAUUGCGGUGGCAGGAGCAGCAACACGCUGCUGGAGGUGGUCUGGGCGCCCGUCCUUCUAAUCCACCUCGGUGGACAAGACGGCGUCGCCGCCUACAACAUCGAGGACAACGAGCUGUGGAGCCGGCACCUGCUCCCCGCGGUGUCUCAGGUCACCGUGGCCGUGUACGUCUUCUGUAAGUCCUGGCCACGGGGCGGUGACGAGAAGCUGUUGGAGUCAGCGAUCCUGCUGUUCGUCGUUGGGUUUGUCAAAUGCGUCGUGAAGGCAUGGGCUUUUAAGAGAGCGAGCAUUUAUAGCCUCGUCAGCUCAGGUGCAGCAGCAAAGACAAAGCGAAAAAAUGAUGGCAACAUGGAUAAUAGAACUACACUUGAGGAGUACGUGAAGGAUGCAAGGGAUAUUGUCAUCCGACAACAACCAGAGGAAGACCCUGGCACAGCUGUAAUGACGACCUCCCAGGCCCGGGCCCUGUCAAUGGAGGUGAUCAAGAAGCCAGCUCUUGCUUGUCUCCGAGGAUUAUCAUCAAGCAAGGAUGAAGCAGCAGAGGGCAGCAGCAAUCAUCGACGAGAAAGAGCAGAAGAAGCAAGGAAACUAAGACAACAAGAAAAAGAAGAGCGUGGUGAGGUCUCUAAGCUAUUUGUAUACCUUUCAUCUUCCUACCAUCGUCGAAUCAGUAUCUUUGAGAAAUUUUGGGGUCUUAUUAUUAGGGAAGAAGAGAGAGCAUAUGAAUCCGUGCGAAGAGGGCUCGCUAGUGUUGGAGUUGAUCUCCACGAGUCCGAUCCAAAGAUCGGGCCGAACCCCUUGAACACGCCCUGA